AUGAGCCUUAUUGGUCUGGUGAUCUGCGUUUGGGUGAUUUACUGCAUCAUAUUCUUUGUCAUCAGACUUCAUGGGACUCAGAACAUGUUUGUGAUAAACGUGCUGUUUUACGAUACUAUUGUGGCAAUCAUAGGCUUCAUCAGAGGUCUGGGUAUAAUCAACAAGAUGUUUGUUGGCGUGAAUACCGAUGGACAGGAGAAUUAUUUCUGCUUCGUUUUCUCGCUUGUCGGCCAACUUUUUUGGAACAGCCCCAUGACAGUGUUAAUGCCUCUAACAAUAGACAGGGUCCUGGUGAUUAUGUUUCCUUUCAUGCACAGAAAGUGGAUGUCCCACAAGAUAAUAUUUCUGAUGAUAGGGCUGUGGUGGUUCCCUUCUCUCUCUUUUACUCUGUACCAUCUGGUUCAGUACCAACGUGGAUUAGCUAAGAUAAGCUACCAGCCAGAAUACCAUCGCUGUACCUUCGACCACCAAAGCACCGGACAAAUGGAGGCUAUCAUCCUCUACUUCGUCCCGAUCAUAACUCUAGUAGCAGUCUACACCGUCCUGCUAGUACAAGUUAUCAGAAUGAAUAUCAAGUUUAGGAAGCUACUCCUUACGUCCCUGUCUAUCUGCGCUUCUGGAGUCCUGAUAGCAAUCCCACAGACUCUACUCUACAUGAACGUUCACAUGGAGUAUAAAGAGGCUCAGUUCUUUACCGUGACUCUAUUCUAUAUCUCCCCACUAUGCGACUCUGUUAUUUACUACUGUACUAAUCCUAGAGUAAUGGAGAAUCUGUCUCAAACUGAGAUUGUUAAAGCAGCUUCAAGGUUCUCCAGAGUAAUUAUUCCUUCCAACUUUUCUAGGGGAUUGUCUGGAGAUUGA
Molecule: messenger RNA, 861 nt
Organism: Bolinopsis microptera
Lineage: Eukaryota; Metazoa; Ctenophora; Tentaculata; Lobata; Bolinopsidae
Exons: 4
Coding region: 1-861 (286 amino acids)
Cellular component (GO): membrane
Source: RefSeq, a predicted model, not a curated record